AUGGUGCAUUUUAUCACAAUCUGGAAAAACAAUGAGCGAAAUAAAACGAAUAAUGGAUUGUUCCAAGAACGAAUACGUAAAGAACUUCCAGCUUCGUCAUUACGUACGUAUGUUCAGGAAAAUGAAAUCGCUGAUCAGCUGUUUAAUGUAGUGACAAAGCGUGAGAUCGUCAAUGAAGAUGAAAUUCAAAAAUCAGCUGACCAAUUUGUUUCUGAAGUUAAAUCAUUGUUACCUUAUUAUAAUGAAGAUUUCAUAUUGAAUACAGAUCAAGCAGGACCUCAGCUUGAGUUUCCCUCAACUCGAACUCUCUCAUAUCAACGAGAAAAGACGACACUUGCCACCGUACGUUCAGUAAAUGCAAUUACUCAUAGUUAUACGGUUCAAACGACGAUCACUAUGAGUGGUAAGAUCUUAGGCCCUGUUUAUAUAUGUCUCAAAGAAGUAAUUGGUCGAAUGAGCGAUAAUAUUAAAGCGAAUCUUCAGCAGUUGAAGAAUGUUGUUGUUAAAUGCAGCGCAUCAGGAAAAUUAACUACGUGA
This is a messenger RNA of Adineta ricciae, 537 nucleotides long. Lineage: Eukaryota; Metazoa; Rotifera; Eurotatoria; Adinetida; Adinetidae. The record is from the annotation of a GenBank genome assembly.